AUGUUCUUCAUCGUCCCAGAACGUAGGGCCUCGGAUACACCUCCCGGUCCGCACUCAGAGAGCCCAUCAGGGUCACCGUGUCCCGCAAAGCGCCAACGCUUGUCGCCAGAAGCUGAUGACAUGUCCGGCUAUUAUCCGAAGAGAACACCCAAGGCCUGCGACCGUUGUCGGUUGAAGAAGGCGCGCUGUCAGUGGAGCGAGGGCAAGAUAUGCAACAAAUGCAAACGAGACGGCGUUAUAUGUACAACAAAUAGGGAGUCAAAAAGAGAGCCGAAGACGCCCAAUGCUGCAUACGUCCAGCUGGUCGAGUCACAGCGAGACUGUCUCCUGCGCGCGAUCAGUAAACUCCUUGAGGACGGAUUGGUGAAAGAUAAGACUGCCAUGGCCAAAACCUUGCAAGACUUUGGGAUUCGAGCGGACGCUCUGAGGAAGGCGUCGCAACACAGGCCCGAAGACGAAGACGGCACUGACCUCAGAGACGCUGAUCUAUACCGGAAUGCUGCCGAGAUACAGGCUCUGUUGGACGAAUACGAGUCAAGUACCGGUAUUGUCGUGCAGCCUGGAUCGUUCGUUGGCCUCUCCUACAACGACGGCUUCACACCAGAGUCUGCCUUUCCAGAAUCAUCGGCAAACAUACUGCCCUCGUUGGACACUACGUUUUUGCCGUCAAUAGAUGCCGUUGACUGGCUUGUGCCCAAUGGUGCUGGGGACAGUUGGCUUCCACCUGCCGUCGACUUGGUGGCUGGCCGAUGA
Messenger RNA from Cladophialophora yegresii CBS 114405, 753 nucleotides. RefSeq lists its product as uncharacterized. Gene Ontology annotation, biological process: regulation of DNA-templated transcription. NCBI's taxonomy places the organism in Eukaryota, Fungi, Ascomycota, Eurotiomycetes, Chaetothyriales, Herpotrichiellaceae. The transcript has a single exon. The coding region runs from base 1 to 753 and encodes 250 amino acids. Gene Ontology annotation, molecular function: DNA-binding transcription factor activity, RNA polymerase II-specific; zinc ion binding. The record is from RefSeq and is a predicted model, not a curated record.